This is a messenger RNA of Schistosoma haematobium, 7069 nucleotides long. RefSeq lists its product as uncharacterized. The record is from RefSeq and is a predicted model, not a curated record. Bases 242 to 685 code for a protein of 147 amino acids. Gene Ontology annotation, molecular function: calcium ion binding. The transcript is spliced from 3 exons. Lineage: Eukaryota; Metazoa; Platyhelminthes; Trematoda; Strigeidida; Schistosomatidae.
CAUGAUCUAAUUUUAUUUUAUCUAAUAGUAAAUCAUAAUUGAUCCAUUGAAUAUACAACAUAUACAACUAUAUAAGCAUACAAAUGAGAUUCGUUUAAAAGUAUUCUCAACAAUAUAAAUCCUUCUCACUAAGAAUAAAACGUAUUGAGUGAGUACUUUGUAAACAAUCGAAAUAUAAACAUUUUGAAAGAUAAAUUUUAAAGGAAUAUUUUAAUAUUUAUACAUUAUAUUAUACAAAAAUAUGCCAUCUAAAAAAGAAGUUGAUGAAUUAUUGAAAAUGUUUCAUGAUAUAGAUAGAAAUAAAGAUGGUUAUAUUUCAAGAACAGAAUUAUUCACAAAGGUUGGCACUAAAUCUCUAGAUCGACAGAAAGUUCAUGAACUAAUUAAAUUGUUUGAUAUCAAUGGUGAUGGUUUGAUAAGUUUUGGCGAAUAUAAAUUGAUAUUGGGAUUGACAGGUCAAUCAAUCGAUGGUUGGAAACGUUUAUUUCGAAAAUUGGAUAAAGAUGGUUCAGGUACUUUGGAUUUUCAUGAAAUCUGUUCACUAUUUGGUGGGGAUAAUUCUUCUGAAGUGAGAAAAUCUGUUCGAAAUUACAUGAAACGAUAUGAUACUGAUCGAGAUGGACGACUUAAUAUUAGAGAAUUUUUAACAUUUGUUGCUGAACAAGCUGAACAUAGUGCAGUAUAAUAAACAAACAGAAAAGAAUUAUGUAUUGAAAAAUAACAGAGAUUACAUUUGUACAGAAAUAUUGAUAACUUCCCCUUAGUAUAAACAAAUAAAUGAUCACUAAAAUUUAAGCUAAAAUAAGUAACCCGUUCUGUUUGUUUUCUGAUAUAUUGGUUAUAUAUUCAUUUUUUUCAGAAAUCAAAUAAAUUCAUUUCACAGAGUUAGAAUUUUCGCAAGAGAAUAUAUAUGAUGUCAGAAUAACUCAUUUCCAAAUCUAACCUUCAUUCAAAUCUGAACCGUCUUCUUAAGUUGUAGUAUACUUACUUACUUACUUAUACCUGCUAUCCCGCGUGGAGGGAGCACUGGCUACCCAUCAGUAUUCUCCAAGCAACUUUGUCAUGGGCAAUCCUUUCCUGUUGUUUACAGUUGCUGUUCAUUUUUUUGAUAUCUGCUUCAAAUCCUUGAGGCAAUGUGUUCGUCGGUCUUCCUUUUUUCCGCUUCCUUUCAGGAUUCCAAGUUAAGACUUUCCUCGUGAUUCAGUUUGAUGAUUUACGAAAUGUGUAUACUUUCCACACUUACAGCAGGUUGGUGUUGAUGGAAUCUGGCCAGCAGACAUCGGGUAUCUUGUGUAGACAAUUGUUUAUAAAUAAUUGUACCAUUUUGAUGAUGGUUGUGGUGGUUCUCCAAGUUUUAGUUUCAUAAAGUAAAAUUGUCUUGACGUACGUAUUGCAGAUUGUAACUUGGAUAUUGGUUGACAGUUGUUUUGGGUUCGAUAUGUUCUUCAAAUAUAGGGAUGCUGUCCUUGCUUUUCCAAUCCUCGCAUUUAAGUUUACAUCGGGUCCUCCUUGUUGUAUCGAUGAUGCUACCCAGUUAUGUGGAGGAUUUUACCCCUUUCCAGAGCAUUCCAAUCAAAUGUUUGCUUUCUUCUUUGCUUCUGUGUAUUCGGUAUGUCUAUUGGCUUUCUCCGUUCUUGUUCAGCUGUUAUUAAUUGCUGUCUUCUUGCUCUUCCCUUCCUGAAUCCUGCACAGGAUAUCAAUAUUCAUUCAUUCCUUAUGAUGAUGCUUAUUGCGACACAGAAAUUCCUGACACGUUGGACUUAGUGCUUCUUUGAUCCCUUUCCAUUUGUCCUCCAUUUUAUUUUCCCCUUCUUUGAGUAGAUCUUGUAAGGCUUGGAACCUGUUGUUGAGAACUACCUUGAAUUCAGCGAGUUUUUCAUUGUCGUGAUAGAAAGCUGCAUUAAACCCAUGUAAUGCUGUUUCCCCAGUUGUCCAAUGCUUCUACAGCUGUGGUGUGAGACCCAUAUCGCUUUGUGCAUGCGUUUGUGUGGGAAUAUUGUGCCACCUUUGACAGAUUCUUCGAAUGCAUGUAGGUUUGCGAAUCUCUCACCAAUCUGGUUUCUCUCUCCCAGUUCAUGUCGUCCCAUGAUAUCUCCAUAUCCGGUGUUGUCUAUCCUGACUUUGGCAUCUAGAUCUCCUAUCAGGAUGGUGAGGUCAUUUCAUGGGCACUUCGCUAUGACGGAUUGCAGCCUCUCAUAGAACUGAUGUUUAUCGUUUUUCUUGGAUUGAUUGUUGGGUACAUAACGUUAAAUAAUAUUCAUCGUGAUUGCCUCCUAGUUUGUUUUGAAGGAUGCUUUGACGAUUCUGGAUCCGUGAGAUUCCCAUGCUACAAGUGCAUCUCGUGCUACUUUGGACAGCAUUAGAGCAACUCCUUGAGUGUAUGGUGCAUUUUCCUCUUCGUGACUGGAGUACAGCAGCAUCUCAUCCGAAUCUACCCAGGUCGGGUCCAAUAGGUUUCACUGAUUCUGAGAACCGCCAAGUUGUAUCUCCUCAUUUUAGUUGCUGUUUAACUGGUCCCACGUCCAACCGCCCAUCUUUACCCGGGCUUGGAAACGGCAACAACCCUGAAAUGGCCAGGGGAGUAGUUUAAAUGAAAUAUAAUCUAAACAAAUAUAUAAAUAAAAAAUGUUCCGAUAUGUACAUAAUUUAUUUACAUUAAAUUACGUUGAGCAUUGAUCGGUCGAUUCAUAAUGGAUCGAUAAGUGACCGUUAAGUAAUUGAAUGUUACCUACUUGUUUAAAAUUUUUUUAUUCUUUUUGUUUCCUGAUAAAAUUGAUCAGUAUCGCAGAUUAACGUGUAUAGUCACUAUGCUGAUAAGAUAAUGAUGAUUUCUAGUGUUAAUCUAAAUGUUAAGUAUUAAUUAAUAUCACCGUUGAUAUUUUGUUAUUUCGACAGAAAUCCAAGUUUGACUAAACAUAAAUACAUUAAAUUACAUUCAUGUCAUCAUUUUUUUUGAAUACAUUGGUUCUUUUCUUAAGUUCUAAUAUAACAAAUGUUGAACAAUAAGUUAAUCUUAUUAGGUUGUUAUGGAUUCUGGAUUGUAAGUAAGAUUAGUACAUAAUAUUGUAAGGAGUAAAAGUUGAACUGAGUACAUUUUUUCCAGUUGAGUAAUGUUUAUUGAUUUACGAAUCUCAUAGAAUAAAAAAUCCUAAUGAAUAAAAUUCAUUUUCUACUCACGAGUUGAACAGUAUGCAAAAUUGCAUCAGUAUGGAGCUCAACAAAGUAGCCUAGUGAUGCUUAAAAUGAUAGUUAGAGCUUAACACGGCCAAAUGUGGAUGAAUAUACUUUGGUAACAUAUCGCUCAACUUAGAUCUUGUCAUAAAUGGUAAGGCGUUAUCUAAGUUGCAUACAUUAUUGUACUUAGAACUUAGGUACUCCUACAAUUUUUCCUUCACAGAAAAGGUUUCGAAAGUGAUUUCUAAGUCCCAUCGUCAUAUGGGUUGCAUAAUUCGUAAUCUUUAUAACAAAAGGUCACUUAUUUUGAUGUACAAAGUAUAUAUUCAACCAAUCCUAGAAUACUGCACGUUUAUUCUUGGUAGUGUUUGCACAAAUGAUAGAUUAAGGUCUGAAUCCGUUCAGAGACGAUUUACAUUUUGCAUUCUUGGGACUAAUUGUAUCUUAAAUUAUAAGUCCAGAUGUAAGAAACGUGAACUAGAUUUUUUCUGGAAGAGGUAACCCAAAGUAAACCUAAUAUUUUUCUUCAAAAUAAUUAAUCAGUUGUCUUUUACAUCCUGUGAAGUAAUUUAAUAUUCAGAAAUUCCUAGUUACAACAUCUGUAACUCUUUGUCAUUUGUAAAACAACCAAAUUCCAAAUCUUCAUGUAUGAACUAAUUUAGCAGGAAGUGUUCCAGACUCUGGAACAAUUUACUACAAUCCAUCCGUGAGAUAAAACCGCAUCCUUUGUUCGCUGUAUUGAUGCUUACCUCUUCUCUAAAAAUGCUUUAAGUACUCACACACCUGUAAAUGUGUCUUAUUUUACAAGUGAGAUUAUGAGAAUUUCAAAUGUUUAAACAUUUUUAUUGCUAAAUUCACUAAGUAAACCUCCCAACCUGCUGUUACUUUACAUUAACACCGUUCUGAAAUAAUUUGAGUAAUAUCUAACACGAACAGUACAUUAUAAAGUAGCCUGACAUAUGUGUUAUGGUAUACCUGACUGACCUAUCGUAGUUAUUAUUGCUCUGUUGUUCCAUGCAUUCUGUUUCUGUCUUAUUUUCUCUAGUUGUAGAUAGUUACAAUGAAUUCUUUGUGGCACAGGAAAUGACCAUAUAUGCAUCGUUCAUACAUCAACAGGAUGUCAACUUAAAAAGAAUUAAAAGUUCCAGGCUGAUGCUUUUCAUUGUUGUAAUAUGAUUGAAAAAUUUACUAUCUAAUCAAAUUUUGAACUCGAUUACUUCAAACAGUCUGAUAUCAUAUGUGUGUUCCCUACAUUUAAUAUCACUAUCUACAUCAAGCUGAUCAUGCCCGUAAACAGGCAUGAAUCCUGUAAUAAUUAUUUUCGGAAUACAUAAUAAUAAUUAUUAUUACUAUUACCUCACAACAUCCAACAAAGAAAAAGUAGCAGACAAUGCAAAAGAAAUAAUACAGAGCAGUUUGAAAGCAUAUAUAGUUAUAAUUUACAAAAUGAUCAGUUAUUUAUUCGAAAAUAAAACAUGCUUAGUCAGGCAUACUGAUCAUAUUUUAUAUAAAGCAAAGUAGUUUACUCUCAAAAUGAUCAUUUAUGUUGUCUUUCUAAAAAAACUUAUUCUAUGGUUGACACUAUUUGUAAUAAAAUCUGUAUUCAUAAAUACUGCAGGACACUUAAAAAAUAUAUCCGUUGUUAAUCAUGAUGUUUAUACAUGUUUCCAUAAAAAAUAAUCUGUUUUGCAUCUGGACGUCAAUGGACUGUAUAAUGAAAGAAGCUGAAAAAAAGCAAUGUUGGUUAUUAAAAAUAAUGAAUGCCGGCUUGGUGAUCUAGAGGGUAGGUGUCCGCGCACGAGACCGAAAAACUUGGGUUCGAGUCCCUCAUGCGGGAUCGUGGGUGCACACUGCUGAGGAGUCGUAUACUAGGACGGAGUGACCAUUCAGUUCUUCCAGGAAUUCAGUGGUGGUGUAGCUUGCAUCGACUCAUGAAUUUCACUAUGUAUAAAAUGACUACAAUUCCAUAACAUGAAACAAAUUCAAUAAUCAAUAAUUUAAAGAGGUGACAAAAUUAAGUUUUGUUAAUCAAUGGGUAUGAUAAAUUUCAGAUGACGUUGUCGCGUUUAUGUUUUUUUCACAUCUGAUUGGCCAGUGGUUAGCAGUGAACACAGAAAACAAACUGAACUAAAUAUCAUUUUUUGUCUUCUCCAGCUGUAAUCGCUCAAGUGGUUGAUAUAUAAUUUGCCAAAACUCAACUGUCACAUUCUCUAACUAUUUCCUCUAUACGAACAUUUGACAGGAGAACUAGUUUAGGUUGAGUGAUAGAUAUAACAUAUUGAUUCAUUUCAAUAGUAUUUUUUAUGGAAGUUACAAAAACUAAUACUUAAAUACCGAAGGUUUAACAGUUGUAUAAGUUAGUAUAGUUGUCUGCACCAUGUUUCAGGCAUUUUAGUUAGUCUCACUGAGUAGCAUUGGGUACUCGGUGAUUGAGUUAUAGUGAUUAUUUGAUUUUAACACUUAGUUUAUUAGCAGGAGGGUUUUCUGAAAAUUAUACGUUGUAUUUGUUACAAAGUGAUCUCGAUAGGCAUAUCAAUUAAAACCAACGAGAGCUGGACAACUAUUUUGCCCUGCUUUAGAGCUCAUUUUUGUACCCACUCUUGGCUCUAUCACAGAUUGAUCACAGGAUCUACAUGUUUAGGGGUGGGAACUUACUAAUUAGAACCACUUGGUUGGUGUCGUACAGUGGCAUUGGUGACAACUGUAUUCUACGUUUAAUGUUUGAUCUAGUUAUUUCAGUCAUUCUCCAGAUAUUCCAUACAGUCUUUCUGAGUAGCGUCACUCAUCCUCAUUCAAAACUUUGUGUUGAAAGUUGGAUAAACCAUUCUAUAAUUGGUUGCUGAAUUACAAUGAUUGAUUGAACUAAUUUAAUACACAAUAUAAAGUUUAAUUUCAAUGUUCUAUGUGUUGGUUGAAAAUUGGAAUAAGUCAAUUUUAUCUAUAUAUUUAGCUUUCUAAAUGUAAUACAUCCGUAAUUUGUAGACCUGACUGUGUAGAUUUUCAUGAUUUAAGUUAAAAUAGACUUAUAAAUUAUGAUUUUCUUAUUUUAACUCAGUGCAUCGUUACUUUAAAUGAUUUGAUGGAUUAUGCACAUACCUUACGUUUGUUGUAAUCUGAACAUUUAUAGGUUUAGCUAAUCGUAAAUUUAUUUACUAAUACAAGUUUGUAUAUACAAAUCAAUUCAGUUCAUCACAGGUUAUACAGUCUAAUCUAAUGAUUGAAACAUACCAUUAUUUAAUAUAUAUUGUUAUGUUUUUGAUUGAAAUAAUGAGUCAAUUGUAGCUAGACCACCAUGGAAAACCUGGAAGCGCUGGACGGCCGUCUCGUCCUAGUAUGGGACUCCUCAGCAAUGAUGAGAACUUUUAUUCUAAUCUCAGCAUUUGAUAGUUGUAUUACUGAACGCAAACUGAGUAAUCACUUUAGAUACCACCCAUUUAAAUACUGUUUUAUACUUCAGUUUAAAUCUAGAUGAUAUUUCUAAAUAUGAAUAUCAACUGAUUUUACCUAGAAUGAUUGGUAAUUUUGUAUUUUUGUUUUUCGGUAUACCAUUCAAAAAAAAUAUACAUUUCUUACUAUCAUUUGAUCUGUCAUUUUUGACUUGAAAAUACGAACUACACGCAUAUUAGUCGUUAGAUUGAAGUCAGAAAAAAUUUGAUGGAAUUUACUUUUUUUAAAAAAUAGAAAAGUUCUUAAACAAGAAGUUUCAAUCCGGAUUGUGUACGUAUCUUUGAAUUAUCAACAGUUUUUGAUUGGUUACCAUAGCUGCAAUUUUUUUUGUUACCGCAUAGUUUGAUAAUUGAUUUUUAAGAAAGAAAUAAUUUUACAUCAAACAAACUAGUGAAGUACCAUUUUGUUUUUUUGUUUUUUUUCAUUUACAUAUUAAAAUGUAUUUUUU